UAGUAAUGUAGCUAAGGUACGGAAGUACACGAUGCCGUCCGUACCUACCGUAUCAAGCGAGAAAGCAAAGGGAAGGAAGGAAGUAGGGGACGACCUCGAGUUGGCAAGAAUGAACGGGAAGGAAGGAGUUCCGCAGCGGGAUAGUCCCGCUGGAAGGACUGGAAGGCAGGCAUGAAAAAGCAUCAAGGGUACAGUUCCCAUUUGUUUGAUAAUUCCAACUCAUGGCUCAUACCUCUCGUCAUGCACUUUCGUUUCUUGUCCAAUUUACUCUUCCCAGUCCCAGACUCCCACGUCUUUGUUUUUCUUUUCUUUUUCUGGUCCCUUCCGUAGACCCCGAACCCCCAAUCCGCUAUACCGCCUCGGCCCUCGAAUUAGUACCUUCCCUGACGGAUACUCACAGCCUGACCAGACCUCCAGUCGCACAUCGUUCCCGUUUCUGUCACUGCCAGCUGCCAAGAAAGGAGUCGACGUACUCCAUCCGUACAUACGUCCUUCUGCAAGGUCCUCUGCAGUUUGUUGGUCUUCUAGACUCCCACCUCACACAUUAGAUCCAUUCGUAUAAUCAUGCCCACCCACAUACAGUAAUAGCUACUAGUAGUCCACCCCCCGGCGCCGUAUCU
Colletotrichum acutatum is the source of this 620-nucleotide messenger RNA. RefSeq lists its product as uncharacterized. The coding region runs from base 222 to 548 and encodes 108 amino acids. The record is from RefSeq and is a predicted model, not a curated record. Lineage: Eukaryota; Fungi; Ascomycota; Sordariomycetes; Glomerellales; Glomerellaceae. The transcript has a single exon.